This is a messenger RNA of Maudiozyma barnettii, 2586 nucleotides long. RefSeq names its product karyopherin beta (gene KAP95). The transcript has a single exon. The record is from RefSeq and is a predicted model, not a curated record. Gene Ontology annotation, biological process: protein import into nucleus. NCBI's taxonomy places the organism in Eukaryota, Fungi, Ascomycota, Saccharomycetes, Saccharomycetales, Saccharomycetaceae. Gene Ontology annotation, molecular function: nuclear import signal receptor activity; small GTPase binding. Gene Ontology annotation, cellular component: nucleus; cytoplasm. Bases 1 to 2586 code for a protein of 861 amino acids.
AUGUCGACUGCAGAAUUCACCCAAUUGUUAGAAAACACGAUCCUGAGUCCCGAUGCAAAUAUCCGUUUGGAAAGUGAAACUCAAUUGAAAAGAUUUUCAAAUGAAAAUUUCGUUCAGUAUGCAGGCCUCCUAUCUCAAGUGCUGAUUGAAGAAAACUCAAGAGUGGAGCCUCGUAUCCUGGCCGCAUUGAACUUGAAGAACGAAUUGAUAUCAAAGGAUUCCAUUAAAAAUUCACAAUUCGCACAACGUUGGUCUCAACAGAUCGACCUUGAAUCAAGAUCCCAGAUCAAACAAAACGCUUUGGCGGCUUUGACCUCAAGUGAGCCUCGUGUAGCGAAUGCGUCAGCACAAUUGAUUGCUGCCAUUGCAGAUAUAGAAUUGCCUCAAAAUGAAUGGCAAGACCUUAUGAAAAUUAUGGUAGAUCAUACUAGUCCAAAUCAAAGUGAAAACAGUAGAAGAGCAGCUCUAUUGACCAUCGGUUAUAUUUGUGAGAGUGCAGACCCACAAUCUCAAGCUUUAGUAUCUGCAUCAAACCAAAUCUUAAUCGCCAUUGCUCAAUGUACUCAAGCAACAGAACCUUCGAGGACAGUUAGAUUGGCUGCUUUAAAUGCUUUAGCCGAUUCGUUGAUUUUUAUUAAGAACAAUAUGGAACGUGAUGGUGAAAGAAACUAUUUAAUGCAAAUUGUUUGUGAAGCAACUCAAGCUGAUGACGUCGAGAUUCAAGCUGCAUCCUUUGGUUGUUUAUGUAAAAUCAUGUCUUUGUAUUAUGCAUUGAUGAAACCAUACAUGGAACAAGCCUUAUAUGCUUUGACUGUUGCAACCAUGGAAUCUAAGGAUGAUAAAGUUGCAUCCAUGACUGUUGAAUUUUGGUCUACAGUUUGUGAAGAAGAAAUUGAUAUAGCAUAUGAACGUUCUCAAUUUCCAGAGUCUCCUCUACAAAGUUACAAUUUUGCUUUGUCGUCCUUAAAGGAUGUUGUACCAAAUUUAUUAAAAUUAUUAACUAGACAAAAUGAGGACCCAGAAGAUGAUGACUGGAACGUUGCAAUGUCUGCUGGUGCUUGUUUACAAUUAUAUGCUCAAAAUUGUGGAGAUAGUAUCUUAGCGCCUGUAUUAGAAUUUGUUGAACAAAAUAUUACUAGUGAAAAUUGGAGAAAUAGAGAAGCCGCAGUGAUGGCUUUCGGUUCUAUUAUGGAUGGUCCAGAUAAAACUCAAACUACGUUUUAUGUCCAUCAAGCAUUACCCGCAAUUCUAAACUUAAUGCAUGAUCAAACGUUGCAAGUUAAAGAUACCGCUUCAUGGUGCAUUGGUAGAAUUGCUGAUUUGGCAGCCUUGGCUAUCGAUCCUCAACAACAUCUCCCAGGUGUCAUUAAUGCAUGUUUGACUGGUCUUCAGGAUCAUCCAAAAGUAGCCACUAACUGUUCAUGGACAAUAAUCAACUUGACAGAACAGUUAACCGAAGAGAAACCUUCUCCAAUUUAUAAUUAUUAUCCAGCUUUGGUCGAUGGUUUAAUUAAAUGUUCCAAUAGAGCGGACAAUGAAUUUAAUGCUAGGGCUUCUGCGUUUUCCGCGUUAACUACUAUGGUAGAAUUUUCUUCGGAUGAUGUCGCUGAGACUUCUGCCUCGAUAUCUACUUACGUCUUGGAUAAAUUAGGUCAAACUAUGGCUGUCAAUGAGGAACAAUUGAAUUUAGAAGACACCCAAGGUCUUCAAGAAUUACAAUCAAACAUCCUGACUGUAUUGGCUGCUGUCAUUAGAAAAAGUCCUCAAAGUAUUCAAGGUGUUUCUGAUAUGCUAAUGGAUUUAUUUAUUAAAUUAUUACAAAAGAAAGAUGCGUCUUUUAUUGAAGAUGAUGUCUUUUUUGCUAUUUCUGCUCUAUCGAUGUCUCUAGGUAAAGAAUUUCAAAAAUACUUGGAAGCAUUUUCACCUUUCUUAGUGAAGGCUCUAAACCAAGUCGAAUCUACUGUAGCUAUCACAGCAGUCGGUUUCAUUGCUGAUAUUUCUAACUCACUAGAAGAGGAUUUCAAACAAUACGCUGGCUCUUUUAUGAAUGUUUUGGGUCAAAUUUUAUCUAACCCAAGCUCAAGAAAGGAAUUGAAACCAGCUAUCCUAAGUGUCUUUGGUGAUAUUGCAUCAAAUAUUGGUCCUGAUUUUGUUCCUUAUUUACAGGAUGUUAUGGCACUAUGUGUAGCCGCCCAAAAUACUAAACCAGAAAAUGGUACUUUGGAUGCUAUGGACUAUAACACCAGAGUUUUAGAAGCUGUCCUGGAUGCAUAUGUUGGUAUUGUUGGUGGACUACAUGACACUCCACAAGCUAUCUAUCCAUACGUUGGCACCAUCUUCCAAUUUAUAUCUUUAAUUGCAGAUGAUCCACAAUUGUAUACUGAAGAUUCUACUGCUAGAUCUGCUGUAGGUUUAAUUGGUGACAUUGCAUCAAUGAUAUCUGACGGUUCCAUCAAACAAUUCUAUGGACAAGAAGCUAUCACUGACUUAAUUAAGAAAACAAGAAGUAAUCCUUCUUUUUCUCAAGCUACCAAGGAUGUUGCAAGAUGGGCAAGAAAUCAGCAAAAGCUUCAAUUAUCACAAUAA